AUGAACUCCCGGGCAGACCCUCUCUUGGCCAAUAUCUACGACACGCUUCGGAAAAGGUUCGAUCCUGAAGAUAAGACUCUCUUCCAGAUCCAGGUCCCCACUCUGCUUCUGGACAGAAGCGUCUUCCACUACGAUGGAAGCGAUUCGGACUUCACACAGAUGACCAAGCCAUCCUCCGUAGCUGAAGCCGAAUUCAGUCUCACAGAUGGUAUGCUAGACUUAUCCAACAUUGUUGGCGGUCCGAACGGGAACAAACUCUCAGAGAAAUACGACCAGGUGCUUUCCAACCUCAUCUCGGCCGACGAAGAGGCCAACCCCGACCAAGCCAAUGAAGCAUUGCAGCAGGCCAGAAAGGACUUGAGGUCUUGCGUAAACCGCAACAUGGAUGACACAGAAGACAUUUAUCCUAUUAAUCUUGUUCCUAGCGACUGGGCUAAAAAUCUCUCGGACCCUUCGCAGCAAGAUAAUGCUGGGGGUUUUCAGAGUCAGCUGCAAGACGCCAUCAGCCGACGUAGCUUCCUUCAAGCAAGGAAGGACGAUCUCAUGGCCGCCCUGGGUGGCCUCAAGCCGUUGCAAAAGGCUGCAGAUGAUGCAAGGGCAGCUGUUGACGCCAUAGAAGCGGAAAUGGCCAAACUUUUUACUGAAUCAGCCAUCCAGUGCAUAAAGUUAUACUUUUCUCAAGCUUGCUCAACAGAACAGGACGAUAUUGCAGCUAUAAGAGGACUAAACGACAAGAACAAGAUCGAACUCAGUACAUUGCUCCAGAAGUACCAGGAAGGGCCCCUGAGCGAUGAACAGUGGAGAUUCCUGCUUGAACUGCAAAUGAAACAUGUCCAAAAUUCCAACGACCUUCUCAAGGCCACCGAAGCACUUAACCGGGCUCAGUUGGAGGUCUUACAGGCCACCCCCCGUGAUAAGGGCGUUGAACUUGCUGGCAUUAAUGAUCAGAUUGCGUCGUUUACUGUGGAAAUUGAGAAGUAUCAAAAUAUGCUCCGAGAAACUGGCCGUCAGAACUACGAGGAAACUCUUCAUGCUUUCCAAGGCAAUACUUCAACUCCAGGUUGGGAGACCUUGACCAUUAACAGUCGGACAUCGACGAAGACUCAGUCAAGACUCAGCUGUACUUCGUCUUCGAACCUCUCAUGGGCAACCAAUCUGUUGUCCUUUAGCGAAUCUGGGAUCACUAGCUUUACCACUAACGGCCAGAAAAACACGUUGUCUACUGAAAACACCGAUGUCAAGGUUGUGUUCAACGCAAAGAAAGUUGCUAUCGACAGACCAUGGUUCAAGGCCCAGGUACUCGGCAAAAGCACCGACCCUACAGCAAAUAUCUCAGCAAGUAACGCUGAGGAUGUCCGCAAACUAUUCGCUAGCGGCUCGAUAAUCGAUAUCACUGAGUGUCAGUCACCGGCCUGGACUACUGGCUUCCUUGUUGUCCAGGAUAUGUGCAUUACCCUAACCUCUCAUACGACCUUGCAGGGGAGUGAGGUCCAGGACAUUGACGACUGUCUAUCAUUAGGUGGUAGCUUGCUAGCAUUUCGAGCUUUCAAGAGUGACACGGAUGGGAAUCGGGGAGCUGGGUACGGUAUAAAGAGUGACGACAAGAUUAUACAGAUCCGUAUUUCUGCACCUCAAAUUCUUGGCUGGUUCACGCAGAUAUCUCCAUAG
Molecule: messenger RNA, 1668 nt
Organism: Fusarium musae
Lineage: Eukaryota; Fungi; Ascomycota; Sordariomycetes; Hypocreales; Nectriaceae
Exons: 1
Coding region: 1-1668 (555 amino acids)
Source: RefSeq, a predicted model, not a curated record